GCGAGAGCCUUUUGUUUUUUUUUUACGCGCGAAUCUUGUUGCUGGGCGCGCACAAUCAUAUAACCGAUUUCGACUAACAAUACGACACCGGUGUUAGAUGAAUAGAUGACUAGAGAACGAUAUAUGUGUAAACAUGAUAUGCGUAUGUAUAGAGUUCUGCAUGAAUAUGCGAGAGCUUUAUUUUAUUGUUUUUGAAAUCGGUGUGUAUCGGGUCGGUGAUCGAGCAGACUUGCUGUGCGGUGUAGCUUGAUUACUGUUCAGGGAGGCCGUGUAAAUUGGUAAGGGCCCCGUGCGUGUGCGUGAUCAACCCGAGUUCCCAUAGAUCUUUUCAGCAGUGCUGGGGAUCGCAACGGACAGUGGUGUGCGCGCGCGGCACAUGGUUUUCCCGCUUUGAGAUUAUUGUGAAUUGCAGUGCGUUCUAUAUGAUCUUACAAGCAUACAAUCUUUUUUGUAAUUUAGAGACUAGAUAAUAGUAUUGUAAAUUAAUAUACUAAUGAUAUAUCAACAGCUAAAUCCCGAUUAGAGAAUGGACGACAAGGUAGAAAAUAUCUCGUUAGAGGAUGAGAUUCCGGAAGCGCUGGUCAACUACGACAGCGAUAGCCGCAUGACUACCGUGAACGAGAACGACAGCGCAGACGGCGAGAAGAGGGAGAAAGAGAAAAAGACGGAAAGUACAGGAGCGAUUCCGAAAAAGAAGCUGCCUGUCGUCACCGAGAACAUCGAGGUGACUAAAGCGUGGGUGGAAAACCUUCCGAUGCUGCCGAUCGGAAGUAGAAUGAUAUACGAGAAGCAGGAGAAAUUAGUCACCAAAAUGGAAAAUUCCAUGAAGCUGAUGGACAAAAUCAUGUCGAAAGCCACCGAUAUGAUGGAAAACAUGGUGGAAGUUACCCGACUCAAUCUAGAGAGAGAAAGGGUAAAACUUAGAAGCUUAGAGGUAAACAAUAAAAAUGUGCAUGGUUCAAUGAAUAACAGCAUAACAACGGUUAGAGAAUCAGAAGUAGAAUCUAAAAAGAAAAAGUUAGAUGAAAUAAAAGUCUGUUCCGCCGAAAAAGAUAAAAGUUUAGAGACAUUUAAAAACACGAUAGAGCUAGAAUUAAAUAAACAAAGACUGCAUAUUAAAAGAGAAUACAAGCUGACGCAAAAGUACAAUUUUGAUCUUUGGAUGGAUUAUUUAAAAUCUGAAUUAACGAAUAACGAUUUAUUAGAUGUAAUAGAUUUGAGUGUUACAAGUCCUGAAAAUCUUUCCGAAUCAAAAAUCAUUAAAAGAAUAGCUUUAGUCAGAGAUAUUAUUAUAAAUCAUUUGGAUGAAAGCUAUCAUAAGAGAAUUUUAUAUGAAAAAGAGCCGAUAGAGAUAUUAAAGAAAUUAAGAGGAUAUAAAAAGAGCGAAAUAAAUGUAACUCAUACAUCUGUAAGAGCUAAGCUUUAUCAAAUUAAAAUGAGAAAAGAUGAAAAAGUAAGUGAUUUUUGCGAACGUUUUGAUUCGAUAAUUAGAGAAUAUGAGUCAUGCGAGGAUGCAGUGCCUCUCGCAGAACAAGAAAUCAGAUCCGCAUUAUAUCAGGCCGUGUCAAUCAAUGUACCGGAACUGAGAAAUGUGGAUUUGAUUAGAAGACAAUCAAGUCUUAAAGAAAUGAAUGUAGACGAAAUAAAAUCUUUUAUGAUGCAGUUAGAGGCAGAAAAGAAAAACGAGAAAGUAGAGAAGAUAGACAAACCAGAGAUCAGAGCACAGAGAGCAACCAUAGAGGAAACAAAAUGCUUCAGAUGCAACAAGCUGGGCCACAUGGCAAAGGAUUGCCCGCUAGCAGAACAUGGGGCAUGGUUCUGCUAUUAUUGCCAGGAAGUACGAGGUCAUAAAGGGGAUAGCUGCCCCAAUUCCGGAAAAGAGGCGAACAGAUUUAGAGGAAAAAGGUAUGCAGAUAAAGUUGUUAAUAAAAAUAUAAAGAAAAAGGGUAAAUUUGAACCUAGAGGCACUAAAAGAGUUAACGACAAAGGGAAGAUAACUAAGCUGCAAAACUUCAAGAAAACUUCAACGAAGACAGCAACAGAAGAUAAAUCAAAAGAAGAUAGAGACUAGAGGCAGAGAAGUGCCGCGGAUCGCUCGCACAAAGGGAGGGAGUAUUGAGAGCAGAGCUUUGAACGAGCGAUGCGCUCCCGCCUAGAGAUGGCAGCUGCGAUGGCAUGUGUGCCGAGCGCCUCUCGUGCGUAUCUCUCGAUACGCUUGAACGUGAGCAACCGUCUUGUGUGCAUUCCUUCUGAGAUCGCGUCUUGAGCGGAGAUCAAGUGAUUCUUGUGUUCAUUAAAUAAAGAGCUUUCAUACCAAAAGGUGUGUGUACUGUUCAUUCGACGUAUUGCAUCCUACUCCC
Solenopsis invicta (red fire ant) is the source of this 2360-nucleotide messenger RNA. RefSeq lists its product as uncharacterized. The transcript is spliced from 2 exons. The coding region runs from base 527 to 2071 and encodes 514 amino acids. The record is from RefSeq and is a predicted model, not a curated record. NCBI's taxonomy places the organism in Eukaryota, Metazoa, Arthropoda, Insecta, Hymenoptera, Formicidae. Gene Ontology annotation, molecular function: nucleic acid binding; zinc ion binding.